AUGGCCUCUCUCUGGUACUGCUGUGGCUGCAACUUCGGCCCUCACAAUUCAAACCUCUACGGCGCCUGUAUCAACUGCGGAGACGAACGCUGCACCUUCUGCCCUGAGGAGAAGUGCUACGACAAUAUGCGCUUGAGCGCCAACACUCACACCCACACCCACUGCCACGAGGCAUCACCAUACCCGUCUGCCGUCGCUGUCGACACCGCGCAGACCCUGUCUCUCAACACCAAGAGCACGCCCAUCCCUCUACCAGACCUGCCCGGCAUGCGCCCUCUAUCCCGAUUGCGCCAGUCAGAUGCGCAGGCCUUGCCCCUUGGUGGCAGCGCAAAGGUAUACAGCCAUGGUAGCUUGUAUAUCUGCUGCCAGUGCAAUGACGGUCCCAAGCUCUGGGAUGUCCAGCCCCAAUGUGUCUGCUGCAGCCAUACUGCCUGCUCUGGCUGCACCUAUGUGAAGUGA
Molecule: messenger RNA, 459 nt
Organism: Penicillium waksmanii
Lineage: Eukaryota; Fungi; Ascomycota; Eurotiomycetes; Eurotiales; Aspergillaceae
Exons: 1
Coding region: 1-459 (152 amino acids)
Source: RefSeq, a predicted model, not a curated record